AGAUUCCAGGGAAGCUGCUUUCUAUCCAAUUACCUGACAUCAGUAAUGGAAUGAAUGGAACAUAACAAACUGAAGCUUAAGCCAGACAAGACAGAGGCAUUUCUGAUCAGUUGAAAGGAUUUCUUGGACAGAAAGAGCCAUCCUUCCAUACUUGUGUGCCAGUGGAGAUGGCCUUGAAUCGCAUUCUUGUUUCUUUUGUCCUUCAGCUGGGGAUAAUCCUGCCUGUUACUGGGGCAUCAAAGGUGAAUAUUGUUGCUGGUGAAACUGUUGUCCUUCUUUGUCCAAAUGGUAAAACAAAAACAGAAAAUCCAGCCAAAGUGAUCUGGAAAUAUGAAGGAAAAACUAUAAUUACUUACAUUCGGAGUCAGGAGAAAUCUUUUAUGGCUAACAGCUCUGCAAAAUACAGACUUGUAGAUGAAAAGAAAGGGAAUUUCUCUUUAUGGCUGCCAGAUGGAAAAGGGCAGUAUAGCUGUGAAGUGGAGGGUGAGCCUCCUCUUAUCUAUUACGUUCAACGAUGGCAUUGGAAAAUAUCUCAACGUGGAUACGUCCUGCAGGGUGAGACUCUGCAACUAGAAGUGAUGACAUCUGGCAAGGAGUAUUCUGCAUCCAGGAUUGAGUGGCUUAGCCCAUACAAAGCAAAAGUAACAGGCAAUGAACCACGAUGGAUGCUGGAAAACAAUAACUGGAAGCUGCAGAUAAAAAACCUUUCCAUUCAAGAGGACCAUGGCAUCUGGGAAUGUCACGUCCUGCCUGAUGGGCCCCGGAUCACUUAUGAUGUCAAGGUGAUAGGUUUUCUCAAUGCAUUGGGUGAUAGUGACACAAGAUUUGCAGCUGUUAAUAACAGUGUGGUCCUUUCAUGUCCAUUGAGCAUCAGCCUCACAAAAGAAAAGAGCCUGGAAAACUUUCUCCAGAGUUGGGACCUCAUGAAGGAUAAUAAGGUUCUUAUAAAGAAGGACGUAAAGCUUGCCAAUAACACUUUUCCUGCCAAAGAGAUAUCCAAAGUCCAGUUUGAGGAUGCUGGAAAUUACCACUGCCAUUUCACAUUUGCAAAAGGGCAUUUGAAUAAGUCGAUCCAUUUAAUAGUGAUGAAAGGUAAGAAGUCUGGCAUUUGCAUGAUGUUUCUGAAUGGCACAGAAUUCUGA
Messenger RNA from Sceloporus undulatus (fence lizard), 1142 nucleotides. RefSeq lists its product as uncharacterized. The transcript is spliced from 6 exons. Gene Ontology annotation, biological process: interleukin-15-mediated signaling pathway; positive regulation of ERK1 and ERK2 cascade; T cell activation. The coding region runs from base 168 to 1142 and encodes 324 amino acids. The record is from RefSeq and is a predicted model, not a curated record. Gene Ontology annotation, molecular function: MHC class II protein binding; protein tyrosine kinase binding. Gene Ontology annotation, cellular component: external side of plasma membrane; membrane raft. Lineage: Eukaryota; Metazoa; Chordata; Lepidosauria; Squamata; Phrynosomatidae.